Messenger RNA from Oryza sativa Japonica Group (Japanese rice), 2371 nucleotides. RefSeq names its product beclin-1-like protein. Gene Ontology annotation, cellular component: phosphatidylinositol 3-kinase complex, class III, type I; phosphatidylinositol 3-kinase complex, class III, type II; phagophore assembly site. NCBI's taxonomy places the organism in Eukaryota, Viridiplantae, Streptophyta, Magnoliopsida, Poales, Poaceae. The record is from RefSeq and is a predicted model, not a curated record. Gene Ontology annotation, biological process: autophagy; late endosome to vacuole transport; cellular response to nitrogen starvation.
CACAGGCCUGAGCCCACCCACACAAACUUUACAGUUUACACGCUACGCAAACGUACGCCCACACGCACGCUACCUCUCUCUCUCUCGACUCCCGAGCAGGCGACUCCUCCCUCCCCGGCGAUUCCGCCGCUCCGACCGCCGUCUCUCCGCGCCGCGCACGUGAGCCCCCCGUCGCCUUCCUCGCACGGACUCUGCCCCCGCCGGAAUCUCAUCUCCUACGCCUCAAACCCCCACCCCGCGACGCCGCCUAGCCGCGAUUUUCCUGCGGGGUACUCCACCGCCCCUGGAGGCUGGAGCCGUGCUCUCCGGAUCGGCGUUGGAUUGGUAGCGCUCGCGUCCUGCUCUGUCGGGCGGCGAUAUGAAGCCCCCUGCAUCCUCCGCCGCCGCUGCCGGCGACAAGGGCGGCGGGGUCGACCCGUCUCUGCCGCGGUUCAAGUGCCAGGAGUGCCAACGCGCGCUCGUCGUCGUCGGCGUCGAGUCCUUCACCGAUAAGCUCCCCGCUCAUGCCGUCUCCGGUAUGAACGUGUCCUCUGUUCAGGGCAGCGUUAUGGGUGCUAGCAGGAUGGACAACUCUUAUGUCGUGCUAUCGAAGCAAAAUAGAUCACAUAGCCAUGGAAUUCCCCCACGCCCGCCAAGCGCAGGGAUCCCGCGUGCCGAGCCGAACCAACCAACAAGAGCAAUGGAGGGAUCAUAUAUAGUGCUUCCACCUGCUGCCGCUUCCAUAUACAAGACAUCUGCCUCUGAAGGAGGUGGUGCGCAGUUGUCACCAACAAGUAUGAACCCCGGUAGCCCUUUACCAGGAAAUAAUUUUCACUCUAGCGUGACUGUAUUAAAACGGGCAUUUGAGAUUGCUACAUCACAAACACAGAUUGAACAGCCACUCUGUCUGGACUGUAUGAGGUUGCUGUCUGAUAAAAUGGAGAAGGAAAUUGAAGAUGUUAAUACUGACAAUAAAGCUUAUGAGGCCUGUCUUCAACGUCUGGAGCAGGAAACCUAUAACAUCCUCAGUGAAACUGACUUUCAGAAGGAGAGACAAAAGAUUGAGGAAGAAGAAAAGAAACUUAAAGCUGCAAUUGAGGAAGCUGAAAAGCAAUAUUCAGAAAUUUGUUCCGAGAUGAAGUGCCUUGAAACAAAAUCUAAACAGUUCGAAGAACUGGAAGAAAGGUAUUGCCAUGAUCUCAAUAGCUUUCAGUUUCAGUGGAUAUCUCACCAGGAAGAAAGAGAUGCGGUUUUGGCCAAGAUAGAAGUUUCGCAGGUUCAUCUAGAAUUGUUAAAGCGUACAAAUGUUCUCAAUGAUGCAUUCUAUAUUUCACAUGAUGGGGUGAUCGGAACAAUAAACAACUUUCGUCUUGGCCGCCUUCCUAAUGUACAGGUGGAGUGGGAUGAGAUAAAUGCUGCUUGGGGCCAGGCUGCUCUUCUGUUGCAUACCAUGGCUCAGUACUUCUUCCCAAAAUUUGAAUACCGGAUCAAAAUUCACCCUAUGGGAAGCUAUCCAAAAGUUACAGACAUCAACCAAAAUACAUAUGAACUGUUCGGUCCUGUGAAUUUAUUCUGGAGUACCCGAUUUGACAAAGCCAUGACAUGGUUUCUGACUUGCUUGCAAGAAUUUGCUGAUUUUGCUGUUAGUUUGGAUAAAGAGAACAAUGUACCACCUGACAAGUCAUUGAAGCUCCCAUAUAAGAUUGAAGGUGACAAAGUAGGGAGCUAUACAAUCUUCUUAAGUUUCAAUAAACUUGACAAUUGGACAAAAGCACUAAAAUACAUGCUGUGCAACUUGAAGUGGGUUCUCUACUGGUUUAUCGGCAAUACAAGUUUUGCCCCACCCUCUGGAUCUUUACACGUAGCACAGUCUUCCAAGGGAUGAAGUCACUGGCUUGUGAUGCUGAUUAUAAGCGCAUAUUGGCAAAUGGCAUUGACUAGGCUCGUUUGUAAUUUACAGUAGUACAUACAGCUAGUUUUUUUUUUCCUUUUGGCCGCCUUCAGUUGUACUUCCUCCGUUUCACAAUGUAAGUCAUCAUAGCAUUUCCCAUAUUUAUAAUGAUGUUAAUGAAUCUAUAUAGAUAUAUAUGUCUAGAUUUAUUAACGUCAAUAUGAAUAUAGGAAAUGCUAGAAUGACUUACAUUGUGAAACGGGGGGAGUAUAUAUGGUUGAAAUCUGCACAGGAGAAAUUGCAGAUGAUGGUGCAACUCAGCUUAUAGUCGGCUUGAUCAUUAUUCAUGUAAUUAUUUAGCCAUGUGUGACAGAAAAUGCGAGUGAUACGAGAUCCUAGAGCAAUUCAUGCAGCUCUGGUUAGGUGAGUUUGUGAUGGUGCAAUCAACAGCAUAUCCAAUCAACAUUAAGAUUUAUAAGAGAUGAAAUGUCUUCAGCAACA